Oreochromis aureus is the source of this 1629-nucleotide messenger RNA. RefSeq names its product NLR family CARD domain-containing protein 3-like. Lineage: Eukaryota; Metazoa; Chordata; Actinopteri; Cichliformes; Cichlidae. The record is from RefSeq and is a predicted model, not a curated record. The transcript has 3 exons. The annotation marks the transcript as partial.
GCACGCUCAUACUCUCUCCACACUCGAUAUAUUAUCCAUUGUUGAUCUGCAGACAGCUGUUGUCACGAACGUCGCACUCUUUACAUCACUGCCAUGAGACACUCACAAAAAAAUCACGUUUUUAGUAACGCAGUAACGCAGCAUGUUUACGGGAAAGUAACGGUAAUCUAAUUACCUUUUUUGCAAUAGUAAUCCCUUACUUUACUCCUUAAAGGGUAAAAGAUGACGACACCUAAAGAAAUCCUUCUGGGGACUUUGAAGGAUUUGCGACGUGAAGAGUUUGAAGAAUUUAAGUGGCAUCUGAAGAACAAUGGGUGUGUAGAAGGUUUACCAGCAAUCCCAGAGAGUGAACUGGAGAAUGCAGAGAGGACAGACAUAGUGGAUCUGAUGUUUGAUGCCUACUCUAUCAACACUUUUGAAGUCACUAAAAAUCUUUUGGGGAGCAUAAACAGGAAUGAUCUGUUGGAGAAUUUAAAUAAUACCAUCCCAGAACCCAAAGAGAUUCUCCCUGAGUGUCAGCUCAAACUCAAGUCAAACCUGAAGCAGAAGUUCCAGUGUGUGCUUGAGGGGAUUUCUACAACAGGAAACCCGACCCUUCUGAAUGAGAUCUACACAGAGCUCUACAUCACAGAGGGAGGGACUGCAGAGGUCAAUGAUGAACAUGAGGUCAGACAGAUUGAAACAGCAUCCAGGAAACCAGAGAGACCAGAAACAACCAUCAGACAAGGAGACAUCUUUAAACUCCCACCUGGAAGAGAUAAACCAGUAAGAACAGUUCUGACAAUGGGAGUGGCUGGCAUUGGGAAAACAGUCCUAACACAGAAGUUCACUCUGGACUGGGCUGAAGGCAAAGCCAACCAGGACAUCCAGUUCAUAUUUCCAUUCACUUUCAGAGAGCUGAAUCUGCUGAGAGAGGAAAAGUUCAGCUUGAAGAGAUUCAGAGAUGAGGAGCAGGCCAGCAGGAUCAUCUCCCACAUCAAGACAUCACGAAGCCUCCACAUCAUGUGCCACAUCCCAGUCUUCUGCUGGAUCACUGCUACAGUUCUGGAGGAUGAGCUGAAAACCAGUGACAGUGAAGAUCUGCCUAAGACUCUCACAGAGCUCUACCUACGCCUUGUGCUAUUUCACCUAAAAACAAAGGACAUCAAGUAUGAUGGAGGAGCUGAGACAGAUUCAUGCAGGAAGAUGAUUGAGUCUCUGGGAAAACUGGCUUUUGAUCAGCUGCAGAAAGGAAACCUGAUCUUCUAUGAAUCAGACCUGACAGAGUGUGGCAUCGAUAUCACAGCAGCCUCAGUGUACUCAGGAGUGUUCACACAGAUCUUUAAAGCUGAUAAGCGUAACAUGUUCAACAACGUUGUUUACUGUUUCGUCCAUCUGAGCAUUCAGGAGUUCUUUGCUGCUCUUCAUGUCUAUCUGACCUUCAUCAACUCUGGAGUCAACCUGCUUAAGAAACAAUCUCCUCUCUCUAAAAUUUUCCAGAAAACACUUACUGUAAAAGACUUCUACCAGAGUGCUGUGGAAAAGGCCUUAGAGAGUCCAAAUGGACACCUGGACUUGUUCCUCCGCUUCCUCCUGGGACUUUCACUGCAGACCAAUCAGAAUCUCCUACGCAUGCUGACACAGACAGGA